AUGGCAACAACAUCGCAGCCUCUGCAAGGUAAAACAACAUGUAAAAAAAUAUUUUGGGCAGUGUUUCCUCAUGCCUGCUUCAUUGUGUCUCUUGUCAUCUAUGCUUUUCUUGGGGCUCUCAUGUUUUCCCACAUUGAAAGUACCCGGAAGGUCACAGUAAGUGAAGAAUACAGAGCAUUUCUGCGGGAUCUGAUGUGCCUCGCCAGAAAGUUACCAGAUAACUGGACAGAUAACCUGACAGAAAAUGAGACGUUUAACCGCGACAUCCAUCAGCUUUUGAACACAGCUGACCCAGUCUGGUUUAUCAACCCAAAAGAAAGAUGGAAUUUCUUUGGGUCUCUCUUUUUUUGCUGCACAGUAUUCACAACUGUGGGUUAUGGUAAUACCUAUCCUGUGACACCGAAAGGGAAGUGUCUCUGUAUGUUGUAUGCUUUAUUUGGGAUCCCCCUGAUGUUCUUGGUCCUGACAGACAUGGGAGACAUCCUUGCAACUGUCUUAUCCAAGUCCUACAACGAGUUCAGGAAACUGCAGUCAAAAAUUCUUGCCUCUAAACUCUGUUCUGGAUCCCCAUGCAGCAAAAGGAAUGAACUGAAAUCCAGGGAACAGUCUAAAAUAGUCAUCAACGAGCCCCUGACCAUUAUGGAAGUGCUGAGAAGUCAGUCAGGUGUGAAACAGGUCAAAUAUCGCAACGUGGAACUUUUUGAAAUGUUAAUUGCCAGGGAGAAUGAAAACACCCAACCAGCAAGAAAUAAAAGCAUGGAGAGAUGGAGUUCAUGUCCUGAACUAGCCAGGGAAAAGACUGUGUCCAGAGUAAUCAAGAAUUUUGACAACAUAGGAAAAGAGUUAGAAAAAUUAGAUGUGCCCAUUGUGUUGAUGGUGCUCGUUAUCUUUGUGUACAUCUCCUGUGCUGCUGCUAUUCUUCCAAAAUGGGAAAAAAAAAUGGAUUUUCAGGAAGCCUUUUAUUUCUGCUUUAUCACUUUGACCACUAUUGGAUUUGGAGAUACAAAGUUAGAACAUCCCAAGUUUUUCUUGUUUUUUUCCCUCUACAUUAUAAUUGGCAUGGAAAUUGUCUUCAUUGCUUUUAAGCUGGGCCAAGACCGCUUGAUUGUCCUGUAUAAAAAGGUGAUUUCAUUUUGUGCAGAGAAAAAUAUGCCAUCAAAGAAAAUAUAUCCAAAAUAA
Molecule: messenger RNA, 1179 nt
Organism: Melozone crissalis (California towhee)
Lineage: Eukaryota; Metazoa; Chordata; Aves; Passeriformes; Passerellidae
Gene: KCNK18
Product: potassium two pore domain channel subfamily K member 18
Exons: 3
Coding region: 1-1179 (392 amino acids)
Biological process (GO): potassium ion transmembrane transport; stabilization of membrane potential
Cellular component (GO): membrane
Molecular function (GO): potassium ion leak channel activity
Source: RefSeq, a predicted model, not a curated record